AAUUCCCCUAAGGAAACAGAUGCUAAUAAGAAGAUCAGCAAUGAGUUUGACACUCCAUUUGUGCCGAAGUCAUCUUAUGUUUCUCCUCCAAGCCCCGUUCAAUCCUCAUGGAUCAAACGAUGCACUGAACUAAUUUUUAGGCGUUCCCCUGCGAAGCUACUCGUGCAUGGUGAUGAUAAGGCUGUAGUUUCUCGGAUUUCAAAUUAUGGCAAUGGUCAAAAGCACUCGAUGGAUGGCAAAUCUUUUGAUAAUGUUGGGAAGAGGCAGCAAAGGAGAUUUUCUUUUGGAGAACCGAAAGUAAUUCUUGAAGUACCAUCUCCUGCUAAAGAUAUUAACGGAGUAAAUGAUUUUGAAUCCGAAAUUAAGAAAGAUGUGAAUAGAACUGUCACUUUACUUUCGGAUGGAUGUCACGUGAGAAAAUGGAAAAGAGGUCGUGGGAACUUUAGAAUUGGAGAUCCACUUCAAGAUCCAAGGCAGAAUAAGAAACUGCGAUUAGAACAGCCAAUCGAGAAUCCUUUAGACCAGAUCAGUACUGACGGUACAUGCAGUGCAAUUCCGACCCAAUCAGAUGUAUCAAAGGUUCAUCAGCUGUCAAUAUUAUCAAAUCAAACACUAGGGAACUCUGAAGGUGCUCAUGUAGUGAUGGUAGAUAAAACUAUACAUGUAUCAGAAGUAACUUCCGAGAUGAUUGAUGCUGUCAGUGUCUGCAAUCAAGAAUCAAAGAAUCAUUUGCAUAAUCCUACAGUUGGAAUUCACAAAUUCAAUCUUCAUGGGAACAAAACUGAUCAAUCAAAUUCUCAAAUUAAAGAGAUGGCUAUACCUUGUGGAUCCAGUAUUUUCGCAAAAUUGGAAGAAAUAUGCGAAGGAAACAACAGCGGACCAGUUCCGGAGCAUCUAUAGACAGCUGCCUUUAACAAGUUCCCUCAGAUAUUUAUGCGUGUGCUGUGUCACCGUGAACAUGGACUAUAGUCAUUACAAGAAAGAAGAGAUUGCGAAUCACAUAAGUAUAACCCACGUGCACUUCACACCUUCUUCUUCUCGCUGUGGUUGGAUUGGAGAGAAACAGAAAAUGGAGAGCAGCGCCGUCUCCGCACGCAUUCGACUCAGUCUCCCGAUCUGUCCCUCGCGACAUUCUUCCUCUUUCCUCUCUAGCCAAUCUCCGUUCCUUUUCGCGCCUUCUCUCUCUCUAAAGAUUCAAAAGCACUUUCCUCUCACUUCGCAUAAUGUUUUGGAAGCCGCUUCUCCUAUCAGGCCUUCUGCCACUGUAUCUGAAUCCUACAGUGAAACCUUUGAGCUAGCUGACAUAGAAUGGGACAACCUUGGGUUUGGCCUUCAACCCACGGAUUAUAUGUAUAUCAUGAAAUGUGCACGAGGUGGAACCUUCUCCAAAGGUGAACUCCAGCGUUUUGGGAACAUCGAAUUGAACCCCUCUGCUGGAGUUUUAAACUAUGGACAGGGAUUAUUCGAGGGUUUGAAAGCGUACCGGAAGCAAGAUGGGAGAAUACUUCUCUUCCGGCCAGAAGAAAAUGCUUUGCGGCUGCAGGUAGGUGCGGAGCGGAUGUGCAUGCCAUCGCCUACUGUGGAGCAGUUUGUGGAAGCUGUAAAGGAUACAGUUUUAGCAAACCAACGUUGGGUGGGUACUGUAGAGCCCUGUCAUUGCCAUAGACAUUUUAGAUAUUUUAACGUGCAUGGAUUGAUUAGGUGAUAUUUGGUUUCAGGUUCCUCUUGCAGGUAAAGGUUCCUUGUAUAUUAGGCCUUUGCUAAUGGGAAGUGGGCCUGUACUUGGUCUUGCACCUUCUCCAGAGUACACCAUUCUAAUUUAUGUCU
Cajanus cajan (pigeon pea) is the source of this 1827-nucleotide messenger RNA. The record is from RefSeq and is a predicted model, not a curated record. Lineage: Eukaryota; Viridiplantae; Streptophyta; Magnoliopsida; Fabales; Fabaceae.